AUGGCGACCGCCAGCGCGGGACUCCGGCCCGCGCUCCGGCUCGGACUAUUGCUGCUGCUCUUCUGCUGCCACGCGCACGCCGAAGAGCAAGCUGGUGAUGCCCUGGUCCGCGAGACCCGAGCUGCAGGCCCAUUCCGUGGACUGUACGAGUUUCUUCAGCAACGCGACUCCACCGUCUUCUGCAAGUACCUGCGCAGAGCACAAGUCGAGGAUGUCCUCGCGUCGUUACCGUCGCUCACCAUCAUUGCACCCAAUGACCUGGCGUUCGCGGCGCUGCCACCCAGCGUCAUCAAGAUGCUGGAGACGGACAGCCGGUUCCUUAGGAAGUUCGUGCUUCAUCACAUAGUGGGCGACUCGGUCCCGAGCCGCAGUCUACGCGGCGACCUCGAGAUCACCACUGCGGGCGGCGACAACAUCCUCGUGAAGGUCUACGACAAUGGAAGGACGAUUUCCAUUGGAGGCGCCAACAUCCUGGUGGGCGACGCCUCGUAUGAGAACGUCAUUGUCCACAUCGUGGACCGCGUGCUGUAUCCCAUUGCCGAGAGCAUGCUCGCGCAGACCAUUCAGGCCAAGUUUGGAUACUUCUACCGCCUGCUCCAGAACAGUGGCUUCACCAGCGUCUUGAACAGUGACCUGUACACUGUCUUCAUUCCAACUCAAGACGCUAUCAACAACCUACCAGCGGAAACUUCACAGAAGAUCCUAUCAAACAAUGAGCUUCUGAAGCGACAACUGUUCAUCGACGGCGUUCCGUUUGUCAGCAAGGAUGACGGUGCCACCAAUGGUGUCAUUCACAUUGUUAACCGGCUGCUGGUGCCACAGAGCGUAAUCGAGGACUGUGGUUGCAUCGCAUCGCAUGGCGGAGGAGAUGCCCUUCUCACUGGCGGAAAGAUCGGCUUCCAGGGACCUACCAUCGUCGGCCAGCAGCUUCCGGGUCUCGUCCAGCACGUCGUGGUACCCGGCACAGUGACGCAGACUACGCACAUCGUGUCCCCACCCAAGACGGUUGUCCUAGGACCUGGGACUCUUCAAGCACUCCUGCCUGGUCAAGCACCACAGAUAACAUUCCAAGUUGGAAUCCCAGGAGCUCCAAAAAAGCCUGGUGUUCCAUCAUUGCAAGCUGGCCCGAAAGGGCCUGGUGGACCUUCUGGCCCCAGUGGGCCGUCUGGACCUUAUCGUCCCAGUGGGCCGACUAGACUAGGAGUACCUAGUGGAGCAACAGGAACAAGUGGUCCAUUUGGUCCUAGUGGACCAAGUGGACCUAGAGGACCUAAUGGACCAUUAGGCCCAAGUAUCCCAGGAGGACCUAAAGGACCAAGUGCACCAUUUAGACCUAGUGGAUUUGGUGGGCCAAACACUCCAAGUGGGCCAGUCGGGUCUAGUGGACCAUCCGGCCCAGGAGGACCUAAAGGACCAAGUGGACCAUUCGAACCCAGUGGACCUAGAGGCCCGAGUGGACCAUAUGGGCCUAGUGGACCUAGGGGACCAUUGGGCCCAAGUGGCCCAGGGGGACCUAAAGGACCAAGUGGACCAUUUGGACCCAGCGGACCAAGUACAUCUGGUAGUCCAUUCGGGCCAAGUAUUUCUGGUCGGCCAAGUGGGCCAGUUGGACCAACUGGACCUAGUGGACCAAGAGGACAAAGUGGGCCAUUCGGACCCAGUGGCCCCGGAGGACCUAAAGGACCUAGUGGGCCAUUCGGACCCAGUGGCCCAGGAGGACCUAAAGGACCUGGUGGACCAUUCGGACCAAGUGGGCCUAGGGGACCAAAGGACCAAGUCGGCCAUUCGGACCCGGUGGCCCAGGAGGACCUAAAGGACCUGGUGGGCCUAGUGGACCAUUCGGACCAAGUGGGCCUAGGGGACCAAGUGGGCCAUUCGGACCCAGUGGCCCAGGAGGACCUAAAGGACCUGGUGGACCUAGUGGAUCAUUCGAACCAAGUGGGCCUAGGGGACCAAGUGGGCCAUUCGGACCCAGUGGCCCAGGAGGACCUGGUGGACCUAGUGGACCUUUCGGACCAAGUGGGCCAGGGGGACCUAGGGGACCAAGUGGGCCAUUCGGACCCAGUGGCCCAGGAGGACCUAAAGGACCUGGUGGACCUAGUGCACCUUUCAGACCAAGUGGGCCAGGUGGACCUAGGGGACCAAGUGGGCCAGGAGGACCCAGUAGCCCCGGAGGAUCUAAAGGACCUGGUGGACCAUUCGGACCAAGUGGGCCAGGGGGACCUAGCGGACCAAGAGGACCAAGUGGGGGGACCUAGUGGACCAAGUGGGCCAUUCGGACCCAGUGUCCCAGGAGGAGCUAAAGGACCUGGUGCUCCUAGUGGACCAUUCGGACCUAGUGGCUCAGGGGGACCUAGUGGACCAAGCGGACCUAGUGGACCAAGGGGACCAAGUAGGCCAUUCGGACCCAGUGGCCCAGGAGGACCUAAAGGACCUGGUGGUCCUAGUGGACCAUUCGGAGCAAGUGGCCCAGGGGGACCUAGUGGACCAUUUGGACCACGGGGACCAAUGGACCAAUCGGAGCAAGUGGCCCAGGGGGACCUAGUGGACCAAGCGGACCUAGUGGACCAAGGGGACCAAGUGGGCCAUUCGGACCCAGUGGCCCAGGAGGACCUAAAGGACCUGGUGGUCCUAGUGGACCAUUCGGAGCAAGAGGCCCUGGUGGACCUAGUGGACCAGGCGGACCAUUUGGACCAAGGGGACCAAGUGGGCCAUUCGGACCCAGUGCGCCAGGAGGACCUAAAGGACCUGGUGGUCCUAGUGGAGCAUUCGGAGCAAGUGGCCCAGGGGGACCUAGUGGACCAAGCGGGUCAGUUGGACCUAGCGGACCAAGGGGACCAAGCGGACCAUUUGGACCUAGUGGACCAAGGGGACCAAGUGGGCCUUUCGGACCCAGUGGCCCAGGAGGACCUAAAGGACCUGGUGGUCCUAGUGGACUAUUCGGACCAAGUGGUCCAGGGGGACCUAGAAGACCAAGUGGACCAUUCGGGCCCAGCGGACCAAGUGGGCCAUUCGGACCCAGUGGCCCAGGAGGACCUAAAGGACCCGGUGGACCAAGUGGGCCAGGGGGACCUAGUGGUCCAGGAGGACCUAGAGGACCUGGUGGACCUAGUGGACCGUUUGGACCAAGUGCGCCAGGGGGACCUAGUGGACCAAGUGGGCCUAGUGGACCAAGGGGUCCAAGUGGGCCAUUCAGACCUAGUGGCCCAGGAGGGGCUCGAGGACCUGGUGAACCUAGAGGACCAAGCCGGCCAGGGGGACCUAGCGGACCAUCUAGACCAUUUGGACCUAGUGGACCAAGUGGGCCCUUCCCGAGCGGUCCAUCAGGACCCAGUGGCCCAGGUGGACCUACAGGACCCGGUGGACCCUUUGGACCCAGUGGGUCAGGGGGACCUAGCGGACCGAGUGGGCCCUUCGGACCCAGUAGCCCAGGAGGACCUAAAGGACCUGGUGGACCAUUCGGACCAAGUGGGCCAGGAGGACCUACUGGACCAAGAGGACCAAGUGGACCAUUUGGGCCCAGUGGCCCUGCAGGACCUAAAGGACCAAGUGGACCAUCCGGGACCAGCUGGACCUAGCAAACCAAGUACACCAGGAGGUCUUGGUGGACCAAGUGGGCCAUCUGGCUUUGGUGGUCCAAAAGGGCCAAGUAAAUUAGGGGGACCAGCUAUACCAAAUGAUUUUCUUUUUGGUGGUCCGACUAUACCAGGCCUUCCUAAGGUACCGGGCCUCCCAUUACCAAGUGGGCCAAAGGGGCCCUCUGGCCUAUUAGGGUCAACAAGUCCUAGUGGGCCAAAGGCUCCAAGUGGAUCUAGGCCCUCCACAAGGAGACCACCCAGCUAUCUGCCACCUCCAGGGGCUGUCCCAGCUGCACCUAGCAUUCUGAACGUGCCUCGAGGUCCAACACUUCCUGGUACUACAGGUGUUACCGGUGCACCAAGGUUGCCUUUUGGGACAGGUGCUCCCAGUACUCCACGUCUUCCAGGUGCAUCUAAGGGUCCGACAUUUGGCUUCUCACGUGGCCCCGCUGGUGUUGGAAAGCUGACUGUUAUAAGUGGACUACCUCUUCCAAAGGCACCAGGAGGAACAUCUUUGACAAUCUUCCCUGGAGUACCAGCAGUCACCACUUUUACCAGUGGAGUGACAGGAUUCAUGCUCGGUGGGCCAGUUGUACCAACCACACCCGGAGGAUUUUCAUUUGCAUUCCCUGGACUGCCAAAAGGACCAAAAGGACCAAGUGGGCCAGGCGGCCCAAGCGGACCAAGUGGGCCAAGAGGACCAAGUGGACCCGGCGGACCAAGUGGGCCAGGUGGACCAAGGGGACCAUUCCCAAGUGGGCCAUCUGGACCAGGAGGACCAAGGGGACCUGGAGGACCAUUUGGGCCUGGUGGACCAAGUGGUUCAAGAGGGCCAUCUGGACCAAGUGGGCCAUCUGGACCAGGAGGGCCUGAAGGACCUAGCGGGCCAAGAGGACCAGCUGGGCCAUUUGGGCCUAGUGGACCAAGAGGACCAACUGGCCCAUUUGGACCUAGUGGACCUGCAGGACCAAGUGGCCCAUUCCCCAGUGGGCCGGCUGGACUAACAGGACCUAAAGGACUUGGUGGACCAUCUCGGCCUAGUGUGCCAGGAGGACCAUCUGGCCCAUCCGGACCUCGAGGACCAAGUGGUCCAUACCCUACUGGACCUGCAGGACCAAGUGGGCCAUUCCCGAGUGGUCCAUCUGGACCAGGCGGGCCUAAAGGACCUAGUGGGCCAAGAGGACCAACUGGCCCAUUUGGACCUAGUGGACCUGCAGGACCAAGUGGCCGAUUCCCCAGUGGGCCGGCUGGACUAACAGGACCUAAAGGACCUGGUGGGCCAUCUAGACCUAGUGUGCCAGGCGGACCAUCUGGCCCAUCCAGACCUCGAGGACCAAGUGGCCCAUACCCUUCUGGACCUGCAGGACCAAGUGGUCCAUUCCCGAGUGGUCCAUCUGGACCAGGCGGGCCUAAAGGACCUAGUGGCCCAAGAGGACCAGCUGGCCCAUUUGGCCCUAGUGGACCAAGAGGACCAAGUAGUUCAUACCCUGCUGGACCGGCAGGACCAAGUGGGCCAUUCCCAAGUGGGCCAUCUGGACCAGGAGGGCCUAAAGGACCUAGCGGGCCAAGUGGACCAGCUGGGCCAUUCGGGCCUAGUGGACCAAGAGGACCAACUGGCCCAUUUGGACCUAGUGGACCUGCAGGACCAAGUGGCCGAUUCCCCAGUGGGCCGGCUGGACUAACAGGACCUAGUGGGCCAUCUGGGCCUAGUGGGCCAGGAGGACCAUCUGGCCCAUCCGGACCUCGAGGACCAAGUGGUCCAUACCCUACUGGACCUGCAGGACCAAGUGGGCCAUUCCCGAGUGGUCCAUCUGGAGCAGGCGGGCCUAAAGGACCUAGUGGUCCAAGAGGACCAGCUGGGCCAUUUGGGCCUAGUGGACCAAGAGGACCAAGUGGUUCAUACCCUGCUGGACCUGCAGGACCAAGUGGGCCUUUCCCGAGUGGGCCAUCUGGACCAGGGGGACCUAAGGGACCUAGUGGGCCAGGAGGACCAGCUGGGCCAUUUGGGCCUAGUGGACCAAGAGGACCAACUGGGCCAUUUGGACCUAGUGGACCAAAAGGACCAAGUGCUUCAUAUCCUACUGGACCUGCAGGACCAAGUGGCCGAUUCCCCAGCGGGCCGGUUGGACUAGGAGGACCUAAAGGGCUUGGUGGACCAUCUGGGCCAUCCGGACCAAGAAGACCAAGCGGCCCAUACCCUACUGGACCUGCAGGACCAAGUGGACCAUUCCCGAGUGGACUAUCUGGACCAGGAGGACCUAGUGGUCCAAGUGGACCAGCUGGGCCAUCUGGACCAAGUGGGCCAAGAGGGCCAAGUAGCCCAUUCACAAGUGGGCCAUCUAGACUGGGAGGGCCUAAAGGACCUGGAGGGCCAUUCGGACCUAGUACGCCAAGGGGACCAUCAGGGCCAUCUGGACCAAGUGGUCCAUACCCUACUGGAUCUGCAGGACCAAGCGGACCAUUCCCAAGUGGGCCAUCUGGACCAGGAGGACCUAGUGGACCCAGAGGGCCAUUUGGGCCUAGUGCAUCAAGAGGACCAGCUGGACCAAGUGGGCCAUCUGGACUAGGAGGACCUGGAGGACCAAGAGGACCAUCUGGGCCAAGCGGGCCAAGAGGCCCAGGUGGUCCAUACCCUACUGGAUCUGCAGGACCAAGUGGGCCGGGAGGACCUAGUGGACCAAGAGGACCAGCUGGGCCAUCUGGACAAGGUGUACCGAGAGGACCUGGAGGGCCAUUCGGUCCUAGUGUGCCAAGAGGACCAUCUGGGCCAUCUGGACCAAGUGGGCCAAAAGGACCAGCUGGUCCUUACCCUACUGGGCCUGCAGGACCAAGUGGGCCAUUCCCAAGUGGCCCAUCUGGACCAAGUGGCCCAAGAGGACCAGGCGGGCUAUCUGGUCCAAGUGGACCAAGAGGACCAGCUGGACCGUCUGGACCAAGUGGGCCAUCGGGACUAGGAGGGCCUAGAGGACCUGGAGGGCCAUUCGGUCCUAGCGGGCCGAAAGGACCAUCUGGACCAAGUGGGCCAAGAGGACCAGGUGGUCCUUACCCUACUGGACCUGCAGGACCAAGUGGGCCAUUCCCAAGUGGACCAUCUGGACCAAGUGGACCAAGAGGACCAGCUGGACCGUCUGGACCAAGUGGGCCAUCGGGACUAGGAGGGCCUAGAGGACCUGGAGGGCCAUUCGGUCCUAGCGGGUCGAGAGGACCAUCUGGACCAUCCGGACCAAGUGGGCCAAGAGGACCAGGUGGUCCAUACCCUACUGGAGCUGCAGGACCAAGUGGCCCAUUCCCAAGUGGACCAUCUGGACCUAGUGGCCCAAGAGGACCAGCUGGACCAAGUGGGCCAUCGGGACUAGGAGGGCCCAGAGGACCUGGAGGACCAUUCGGUCCUAGCGGGCCGAAAGGACCAUCUGGACCAAGUGGGCCAAGAGGACCAGGUGGUCCUUACCCUACUGGACCUGCAGGACCAAGUGGGCCAUUCCCAAGUGGACCAUCUGGACCAAGUGGCCCAAGAGGACCAGGCGGGCUAUCUGGUCCAAGUGGACCAAGAGGACCAGCUGGACCGUCUGGACCAAGUGGGCCAUCGGGACUAGGAGGGCCUAGAGGACCUGGAGGGCCAUUCGGUCCUAGCGGGUCGAGAGGACCAUCUGGACCAUCCGGACCAAGUGGGCCAAGAGGACCAGGUGGUCUAUACCCUACUGGAGCUGCAGGACCAAGUGGGCCCUUCCCAAGUGGGCCAUCUGGACCUAGUGGUCCAAGAGGACCAGGUGGGCUAUCUGGUCCAAGUGGUCCAAGAGGACCAGCUGGGCCAAGUGGGUCAUUGGGACUAGGAGGACCUAGAGGACCUGGAGGUCCAUUCGGUCCUAGUGGGCCAAAAGGACCAUCCGGACCAAGUGGGUCACGAGGACCAGGAGGUCCAUACCCCACUGGACCUGCAGGACCAAGUGGCCCAUUCCCGGGUGGGCCAUCUGGACCAGGAGGCCCUAGUGGUCCUGGAGGGCUAUUCGGACCUAGUGGACCAAGUGGCCCAGGUGGACUACCUGGUCCAAGUGGACCAAGAGGACCAGCUGGACCAUUUGCACCACGUGGUCCAUCUGGACAAGCUGGACCUAGAGGACCUGGAGGGCCAUUCGGUCCUAGUGGGCCAAAAGCACCGUCUGGACCAUCCGGACCAAGCGGGCCAAGAGGACCAGGUGGUCCAUACCCCACCGGAGCUGCAGGACCAAGUGGGCCAUUCCCAAGUGGGCCAUCUGGACCUAGUGGUCCAAGAGGACCAGGUGGGCUAUCUGGCCUAAGUGGACCAAGAGGACCAGCUGGACCAUCUGGACCAGGUGGGCCUUUGGGACUAGGAGGACCUAGAGGACCUGGAGGGCCAUUCGGUCCUAGUGGGCCGAAAGCACCAUCUGGACCUUCCGGACCAAGUGGGCCAAGAGGACCAGGUGUUCCAUAUCCUACUGGACCUGCAGGACCAUUCCUGAGUGGGCCAUCUGGACCAGGAGGACCUAGUGGUCGUGGAGGUCUAUUCGGACCUAGUGUACCAAGUGGCCCAGGAGGACCAGCAGGACCAUCUGGCCCAAGUGGACCAUCUGGACUAGGAGGAUCUAGAGGGCCUGGAGGCCCAUUCGGUCCUAGUAGUCCACUUGGACCUAGUGGACCAUUCGGACCAAGUAGACCAAGGGGCCCGGGUGCACCAAGUGGGCCACGAGGGCCUGGUGGUGAAAAGAAACCAUCUGCUCCUGUAUUGCCACUGACACCGAGCGGCGUUUUACCUGGCACCUCUGGUGUUACAAGCAUCCAAUUUGGUGGAAGGUUGGUUGGUGUCCCUAAGGUUACUAUCGGCCAGCCUCAGACAUCUGUUUUGCUUCAACCUGGAGGCCAGGUCACAUAUGGAAAGACUGAACUUCAUAUUCAACCUCCUACCACAUACGUUAUUCCUGGUCAAGUUCUUACACACACAAUCGGAACAACAAUCAAGACAGGAGCCAUUCCGUCCACUGUGUACAGCAUUUCUGGUACUGGGCUUCAACUUGAAGGCAAGCCAUUGGACUUCACACUUGUGCUGAAGGAGCUUAAGGCUACACGAUACCUGUCUUGGCUGCAGAAAACUGGUGUUCUACAGCUGAUCAAUGAUGGAGCGGCCUACACGAUCUUCGUGCCAAGUGAUGAUGCCAUCGCUCAGAUUCGAGGACAGCUACUCUCGAAGCUGGAAGGAGACACUCAGCUUCUUAAGCAGCUUGUCCUGUAUCACAUUGUUCCUGGCCAGGUCACCAUCGACAACGAUAGGACCUACACCACGCUUGAUGAAGGAAACUUGCUGCGAUUUAACAAGUACUUCAAUGGAAGGGUUGCAACCGCUUCUGGUGGCGUCAUAGGGCCGAAAAAGCAGCAAGGCAAGUUCGUGUUCUACACCGUAGACCGUGUUCUUCACCGGCCAGGAGGCAGCAUUUUGGACGUUAUUCACCAGUCCAUUCUGCUCCCGAAGCUGGACGAGGCCAUUAAGUUUGCCGGACUCGAGGAGUACCUUUCUGGUGUCGGACCAUAUACAAUUUUUGCGCCCAGUGACCAGGCCUUUAAGAACGCCGUCGGCAUGGAAAACGUGCUGCGCGACAGGGAAGCGCUUAAAGCCCUGCUACUCCGACACAUUGUGCUGGGAAGCGUGUACAGUGCCGGGGUCCAGGAAAACCAGGUCCUCAAGACGGUCGGAGGCCUCGAGCUCAGGAUGAGCAUCAUCCCAGAAUGUAUCACAGUGAACGGGGUCAAGGUCAACAAUCCGGACAACGUCGCGUCGAAUGGUGUCAUCCACGUGAUUGACCAUUUCCUCUAGGCACAUCACUUCACCUUAGGGCGACACAUGUUUCUGUGUAAAGCUUUCUCUCUCAACUCUGUUGUUAAAAUGUUAAAUAAAUUGUGUGUCGUCGCAUGUGUCA
This is a messenger RNA of Dermacentor andersoni, 9505 nucleotides long. RefSeq lists its product as uncharacterized. NCBI's taxonomy places the organism in Eukaryota, Metazoa, Arthropoda, Arachnida, Ixodida, Ixodidae. The record is from RefSeq and is a predicted model, not a curated record.